AUGAUCUUCACGUCUCGCCACCCGACGCUGCCGAUCCCGGCCGACGCCGCGAUCUGGAGCGUCCCGGCCUUCGUCUGCGGCGUCACGGAGCGCACGAUCUCGUACGCGCAGCUGCUGCAGCUGGCCAAGAAGCUGUGCGCCGGUCUCGCGGCCGACGGCGUCAGGAAGGGAGACGUUGUGGUGGUGCACUCGAUGAACUGCAUCGAGUACCCCGUGGUCUUCCUGGCGCUGAACCGACUCGGGGCCAUUUGCUCGCCGUCCUCGCCGCAUGUGGCUGUUGCAGUGAUCUCGCACAAGAAAUUCGCCGCGGUGGCCACAAAAGCCGCGACAAUGCACGGGAUCUCGAGCCAGCAGAUUUACACCCUCGGGGGUGAGGACUCUUCGUCUUCACUGCGAACGAUUGAGAAUCUAAUUGCGAAGGACCUGCCGUUCCCGGAUAUCCCUCCUAUCGACCCCGAUCAAGUGGUGACGCUACCGUUUUCAAGUGGCACGACGGGCCGUCCGAAGGGGGUGGAGUUGACGGCACGAGCGAUGUUUGCAGCCGGGAUGAUCCCCGCGUACACAGUGGAGAAGAUGGACUAUCUCCUGGGGAUGCUGCCGUUCUUCCACAUCAUGGCCACGCUGAUCUUCCACAUCAGCCUGUACAUGGGCAUGUCGAUGGUGGUGCUGCCCGGAUUCCAGCCGACUACGUUGUUGCAGACAGCCGAGAAGUACAAGUUCAAACGGCUGCACCUCGCCCCGCCGCUGAUCAAGUUCCUCGCCAAGCACCCACUGGUCGACAAGUACGACCUCUCUUCGACUACCCAAGCCAGUUCUGGAGGAGCGCCACUGGGCAAGGAGCUGGAGCAAGCUGUGCUGAAGCGACUGAACGUGCAGGUUCUUCAAAGCUACGGAAUGACGGAGUUUGCCGGUGUCGGGACGCACUCUUCCAUCAAUUGCCAUCGUGAAGGUUCUUCAGGAACGCUGUACCCCAAUGUGGAGCUCAAGAUCCAGUGCCUGGACACGGGCGUCGAUUUGGGACCGAACCAGCAUGGUGAGCUGCUGUUCCGCGGGCCAACGCUGAUGAAAGGAUACUUCAACAACCCGGAGGCGACUCGCGAGACUUUCACUGAGGACAGUUUUCUCCGCACGGGCGACAUCGGGUACAUUGACGACGACGGGUUCGUGUUCAUCGUGGACCGACUCAAAGAGCUUAUCAAGUACAAGGGCCACCAGGUGGCCUCAGCUGAGGUGGAGGAUGUUGUGAACUCGCACCCUCAGGUGGCUGACUCCGGGUGUGUGCGCGGCCACGACCCCGCAACAGGCGAAGACAUCCCGAAGGUCUACGUGGUGCUGGAAGAAGGCAGCUCUCUAAGUGCGGAGGAGCUCAUGGAGUUCGUAGCGACGAAGGUGACGGGAUACAAGCGGGUGCGCGAGGUGGAGUUUGUUGACAACAUUCCGAAGAGUUUGUCGGGCAAGAUUCUACGACGCGUGUUACAGAUGAGGGAGAACGAGAAGAUGGAGGCCACGCGUAGUCGCCUGUAA
Molecule: messenger RNA, 1524 nt
Organism: Phytophthora sojae
Lineage: Eukaryota; Oomycota; Peronosporomycetes; Peronosporales; Peronosporaceae
Exons: 6
Coding region: 1-1524 (507 amino acids)
Molecular function (GO): CoA-ligase activity
Source: RefSeq, a predicted model, not a curated record